Messenger RNA from Harmonia axyridis, 1741 nucleotides. It is a transcript of the gene Wwox, whose product is annotated as WW domain-containing oxidoreductase. The coding region runs from base 177 to 1421 and encodes 414 amino acids. NCBI's taxonomy places the organism in Eukaryota, Metazoa, Arthropoda, Insecta, Coleoptera, Coccinellidae. The record is from RefSeq and is a predicted model, not a curated record. The transcript is spliced from 4 exons. Gene Ontology annotation, molecular function: protein binding.
UCAUAGAUGUCAAUGAUGUCAUAAGUCAUAACAUGACAGUCAAAACAAAUUCAAAAUUACAAGAAAUAAAUACAUGUUUUAGGGUAAAUUAAAAAGUAUUAAGACUAUUAAGCAAAAAAUAUUUUAAUCCAAAUAGUUUUUCACGAAAGUCAACAGCUUCAAUUUUACUCCAGAAAAUGAACUUGCCGGAUACCGAUAGUGAAGAUGAGUUGCCUCCAGGUUGGGAAGAAAGAGUCACUGUAGAUGGAAGUGUAUUUUAUGCUAAUCAUUUACAAAAAGCCACACAAUGGACCCAUCCUAGAACAGGAAAGAAGAAAAAGGUAUGUGGCGAUUUACCUUUUGGAUGGGAAAGAUGUGUGGAUAAAAACACAGGAAAAGUAAUAUAUGUUGAUCACGAAAAUAAAAGAACUACAUAUACUGACCCGAGAUUAGCAUUUGCUGUUGAAGAAAAAGAGAAUGCCAAUGACUACAGGCAAAGGUUUGAUGCUCAUACUAGUGCUUUGCAAAUUCUUCAUGGUAAAGAUUUAAAUGGAAAAGUAGCUAUCAUAACAGGAGGAAACACUGGAAUAGGUUUUGAAACGGCUAGAUCAUUACUCAAACAUGGUUGUACUGUGAUAUUUGCUUGUAGAAAUUUGAAGGCAACUGAAUUAGCGAUAGAAAAGAUAAAAGCUGAGAAACCUAUUCCAGAUAACAAAUGCCCUGUGUUCUAUUUGGAUCUUGGUAACUUGAAAACUGUCAAAGAAUUCAACGAUCAAGUCAGACAACUGAAAAUCCAAAAGAUAGAUAUACUUAUAUUGAAUGCUGGAGUCUUUGCCCUUCCUUUUACAAAGACGAUUGAUGGUUAUGAGACAACAUUUCAAGUGAACCAUUUGUCGCACUUCUACCUUGCUUGCCUUUUUGAUGAUCUGCUAGCUGUUGGUAGUAGAGUUGUCGUACUAUCUUCAGAGUCACACAGAUUUGCUGAUAUAACUUUUGACAAUAUUUCCGAAUUAAAACUAUCUCCGGACACAGCUUCUAAAUAUUGGUCAAUGAUGGCCUAUAACAACUCUAAACUUUGCAACGUCCUCUUUGCAAGGCAACUAGCCAAAAAACUUCAGAACAGGGGUGUUUCGGUCUUUAGCGUCCAUCCUGGUAAUUUGGUCUUUACUGAUAUAUCUAGACACUGGUGGUUUUAUAGACUCCUCUUCUACCUAGUCCGCCCUUUUACUAAAAGUAUACAACAGGCGGCCGCCACCACAAUCUUUUGCGCUGUUGCACCAGAACUGAAUGGUGUGACUGGUUGUUAUUUCAACAAUUGUUACCAAUGCGAAGAAAGUAAAAUGGCUCAGAAGGACGAUUUAGCUCUAGCCCUUUGGGAGAUCAGUACUACAAUGGUAGAGAGGGCUGUUGGGGAACAGAAGGGACUUAUUUUCAGGAUUUGACAUUAAAUUAGUCUGUUUUGUGAUUAAUUUACAUGCAAAUAGUCGUUACAACAUUGUUUAUUUCUGUUGAAAUUGCCAGAACUGAAGUGAUGACUCAUUAAGAUUCUCAAUUGUCUUACCUAUCUGUCGUGAUAAAAUUUGAGUUGGUAUGCAAGUCAUUGCCUCUCAAAGCCUUUUUUUCAUUAUUUUUUUUUAGCUGUAUCUAUUUGGUACAGUGACUCAAUAAAACACAUUAGUGAUAAUAGAGCACCAUUAGAAAGCUAAAUUUGGAUAUGAAUGCAUAGGAAAUUUUUAUAAUAAAUGUGGAAUAGCUGAGAAAA